Messenger RNA from Suillus clintonianus, 1020 nucleotides. RefSeq lists its product as uncharacterized. Lineage: Eukaryota; Fungi; Basidiomycota; Agaricomycetes; Boletales; Suillaceae. The record is from RefSeq and is a predicted model, not a curated record. The transcript has 12 exons. The coding region runs from base 113 to 790 and encodes 225 amino acids.
GCUGUAUGACUACGUACUGUGCCUGCCCGACGCGGUCACUUUUAUCGUCGAGUCUCGAUGGGGACUCGGCACAUUUCUGUAUCUAGCUUGCAGCCACUUGCCACUUGCCUUCAUGUUGCUGAAUAUGCUCGUGGUUUUUCAGCCUGAUUCCCCAUUCCAUCUUUGCCGCUCUUAUAAUAUCGCUAAUUCCUAUAUAGGGAUAGCAACGAUGAUUUGUGCAGAGUGUAUCUUCGCACUCAGAGCAUAUGCAGUAUGGGAACGGGGGAGAUGGUUCGCAGCGGUGGAGAUCGUUUGCAUCAUUGCUUAUUUGGUGCCGAUCACCUACUGCCUGCAAGAAUUUAACUUGUCAGUUCCAGAACCAUGUUAUAUCCCUGGCGUUACUGGAUAUUUGGAUACGGAGACAGGCUCCAGAAUAUAUAUAGCAUUUGGCUUGCUGGCUAUCGCCGAGUUACAAACAUUAUUGCUUCUGAUGUAUCGAGUCAAGGGCCACGGUGGUUGGGGGAUUGACAACCGUCUCAUGCGUGGUCUCAUAAGAGAUAAUCUGCUGUACUGUGGCUGUGGCUUUGCUUUUUCUCUCAGUGUCAUUCUCGCCACACUUCUUCUUCCGUUUCCGAUUGCACACCUGCUUGCAGAAUGCCAGAUUGUUGUUCAAGCCUUCUUGGUCACGCGAAUGCAUAGGGACUUCUGGAGAUCGGACCGUGCUUGUUGCGGCAUCGCCACAGAUGCCUCUCUUACAACGUGGAUGGCCGCUCUCUCAACGUGGAUGGCAGGAGCUCUAGAUACCAUGUGACGAUGUGCUUCCUCCGCCAAAUCAUCAUGAUCGUACAGCUGACGCCCGAACGAUGAGGAGACGAUACCUUUACUCUUAUACAGGCGAGGGCCAAACAACGGAGGGAUGGCGUCUAAUAAAUUGGGUCGAACACUAUACUGCAAAUGGCUUUGCUCAGUGUUGGCAAUCAAAUUCAGUCUCUUAUGCAAUACAAACAAGUUUUCUUUCGUUUUGCUUUCCCUCCCUUCGGC